AUGACGACGCUGCGGGGGCUCUGGCCCGAGGUGCAGGACACCUGCACCUCGCUGGGUUUGAUGCUGUCGAUCGUGCUGUCCGUGGCGCUGGCCCGCGGGGUCCUCCAGCGGCACGUGCACCGGCCUACGGCCCACGCCUUCGUCUUGGAGUUUCUGGCCACCUUCCAGCUCUGCUUCUGCACCCUCGAGCUGCAACUGCUGGGCGAGCAGGAACCCGCGCACCCCACCUGGUCGCUGACGCUAACCUACUUCUUCUCGUUGGUGCAUGGCCUGACUCUGGUGGGCACGGCCAGCAACCCGUGCGGUGUGAUGAUGCAGAUGAUGCUGGGGGGGAUGUCCCCCGAGACGGGGGCGAUGAGGCUGUUGGCUCAGCUGAUGGCUGCUCUGGGCAGCAGGUACUGUAUAGGCGCCCUGUGGAGCCUGGGACUGACCAGGUAUCACGUCGGUGAGAGGAGCUUCGCUUGCAGGAACCCCAUGCACGUCGACUUGCCCAAAGCCGUCGUCGUAGAGGCCAUCUGCUCCUUUAUCUUCCACAGUGCCCUGCUGCACUUCCAGGAGGUCGGAACCAAGCUUCGGAUCCACCUGCUGGCAGCACUCAUCACCUUUUUGGUCUAUGCAGGAGGAAGUCUAACAGGAGCUAUAUUUAAUCCAGCUUUGGCACUUUCACUACAUUUCAAGUGUUUCGAUGAAGCAUUCCUUCAAUUUUUUAUAGUAUAUUGGCUGGCUCCUUCUUUAGGUAUACUGUUGAUGAUUUUGACAUUCAGCUUGUUCCUUCCAUGGCUGUAUGACAACCAUACAACUAAUAAGAAGGAGUAACUAUUCCAAAAGACUCAGACUAAGUCACAAGACAGUCCAGUUGGACGUGAUAAAGACUUUGUCUCCCCAGAUUCAGCACACUGGCUGCACUGGAUUCAUCAAUGUCACUUCCUUUGAGGAAGCUGCCUUAGUUUUCAUCACUGGGACUUAAAAAAUUACUAUGAAAAUGAGGCAUCCUGUAUUUCUCAGUUAAGACUUGUUCUUUUGAGUGUGUAUUAAAUGCUGCUAGCAGAGACUCACUACAUUAACUGUAAAUCAAGUGAUAAUUGUUCAUUUUGAUGAGGAAAAAAAUGAGUACAGGGUGAGAAGGGAAAGGAAGGUGAUGGGAGGCCCAAAGAAAGUGUGUAUAUCAAGUGUCUCCUGAAUGAACAGGAUUUUUAACCACCGUACUAGUCAUGCUCUCAGACCUGGAGAGGAUACUUUACAGCCAGUACCUCACACAGUGAUACCCAGUGUCAUCUUUCAAUAGGAAAGUUGCUUUUGGAAGCAGAUUAUAUACCCACUCAUAUUCCCAGGGUUUCCUAAAUUUUAAAUAUAUUCUAAUCUAAACUAUUUUCUCUAAACAAAGCGGCUCACUAGCUUUAGGCAAGCUGUUAUUCUUUAAUAGUAUACUGUAUAAUGACACAAAGCACCCAUACAAAGU
Molecule: messenger RNA, 1459 nt
Organism: Myotis lucifugus (little brown bat)
Lineage: Eukaryota; Metazoa; Chordata; Mammalia; Chiroptera; Vespertilionidae
Gene: AQP11
Product: aquaporin 11
Exons: 3
Coding region: 1-816 (271 amino acids)
Biological process (GO): transmembrane transport
Cellular component (GO): membrane; cytoplasm
Molecular function (GO): channel activity
Source: RefSeq, a predicted model, not a curated record